Molecule: messenger RNA, 1506 nt
Organism: Rotaria sp. Silwood1
Lineage: Eukaryota; Metazoa; Rotifera; Eurotatoria; Philodinida; Philodinidae
Source: the annotation of a GenBank genome assembly
AUGGCAGGAAUACCAGAAUUAAAUGAUUAUUUUGAUGAAGAUACUAUUAUUUCUCAAAGUAAUUUAUCAUUAUGUAAAGCUAAUUAUUUUGAAGCAUGUUGGUGUAAAAUAAAUACAAAUGAAUCAAUAACAUGUCCAUAUCUAUUACGACAUGUGAAUUCAUAUUCAAAUUCAUCAUAUUUUUGUGUUUUUCAUACAAUUCGACGAGUUAUUGAAUGUUUUAAUUCAACAUCAAUAUUUCCACAAAAUGAUUCAACUUUAACAAUUAUAGUUUAUUUAACAAUAUUCAUAUUUACAAUAGGUUUUAUUGGAAAUGGUUUAUCAAUGAUAAUUUUAUUAAAUAAAACUUUACGUCGUUUAAGUGUUUAUCGUAAUUUAACUAUAUUAUGUGCUUUUAAUAUUUUAUAUUUAUUAGCAAUAUCAAUUCGUCAUCUAAAUACUUAUCAUCAAGAUUUACGUAAUAUUUCAUCAAAUAUGUGUCGUUUACAUACAUUUAUUGUAGCAUUUACUGGACAUCUUUGUUCAUGGCAACUUGUUUCAACAAGUAUUCAACGUGUAUAUGCAUUACUUAGUUUAUAUUCUCAUCGAACAAAAUCAUGGACAUCAACAUUGAGUAUUCUUAUAUGUUGUGUUAUUCUACCAUUAUUUAUUUUUGAUGCUCAAAUUUUAUUUAAUUAUGGUAUUCUAUAUAAUAAUCAUAUAUGUCAUGAUAGAUCAACUUAUGAAAUUAAACAAUUUCAACGUGCAACUCAUUAUCCAAUAAAUAAUUUAAAAUUUUUAAAAAAUAUUUCCAUUGUUUAUCAUACAAAUUUUUUUCAUAAUCAAUCAAUAAAACCUAUUAAAUGUUCUGUCUGUUUUCUAUGGAAUAUUAUUGAUACAUUUGUUUAUGCAAUUAUUCCAUUUUUAAUUAUAUUAACAAGUAGUAUAUUUAUUAUGAUUAAAAUAUAUGAAAGACGACGUUCAAUGGCUAGUUCUGGUGGAAUAUGUCAUGUAAAUCAACGUAUUAUAUCUGCUCAAGAUAAUUCAUCAAUAUUAUUAAUUGUAAUAAAUUUUGUAUUUUUAAUUAUGACAGGACCUUUUAAUAUUAGUCUUAUAAUUCAAUCAAUUUCAAAUUAUUUUUUUUUAAAAUCAUCAUCAAUAAAAAUUUUCUUACAAUUAAAUCAAUUUUUACGUUUAUUUCAAAAUUCUUAUCAUGCAUUAUCUUUUAUAUUUUAUUGUCUUAUUGGUAAUAAAUUUCGAAGUGUUGCAUUAUCAUUAUGUCGAUUAAUUCAUGAUAAAUUAUUUCAACUUAUUUUUGGACAACAAAAUGUUCAAACAUCAAUUAUUUUACGUUAUUUAGAACGAAAACAUAUUAAAAGUCUUGUACCUACUACAACAUCGACAAGUACACAUGGUGAUAAUAUACCUAUAUCUAAUUCAUUAAAUACAAAUUUAAGUGUAAGAAAAUCUUAUAUAACAUAUGGUUCAGUUAAAAAAAAAGAAAAACUAUUAGAUACAGCUGUAUAA